GCGACUGCAACUUAUCUCGGCAUUCUCCGUUGACCACUAAACAGUAACGAUGAACGGACAAGGAGUGAUCGCUUUGGCUUUUCUAUUGGCCGUUGUUUCCCAGGCACAAGGCCAAGGAAGAGGUGUUCCCGGGGGUCUGAGUGAACAACAAAUGGCGGGGCCCGGUGAACAGGCUCUUGUAGCAAAGAGUCGCAAAGAAAUUAUUAGACGGCUUCCUUCAUGGUUCGAUAGACCAGUUGGACCAUUCAAGGCAUUAACAUACAGAACACAAACUGUUGCAGGGACCAACUAUUUCAUAAAGGUGGAGAUCCAGGAACCCCGCCCGCGUUUUAUCCACGUCAGAAUCAACGCAACUCUUAACAACAGGAGCAAAGUGGGCGGAGUCAAGGUCGCCAGACAGUACGACCCCAUUCUCUAUUUCUAAAGCAGCCUUAACACCAACACUGAUCGUGUUCUAGAAAUACAAGAAAUAAAAUCCAAUAUUCAGCUUAA
Messenger RNA from Magallana angulata, 492 nucleotides. Its product is annotated as cystatin-A-like. The record is from RefSeq and is a predicted model, not a curated record. The transcript is spliced from 3 exons. NCBI's taxonomy places the organism in Eukaryota, Metazoa, Mollusca, Bivalvia, Ostreida, Ostreidae. Gene Ontology annotation, molecular function: cysteine-type endopeptidase inhibitor activity. The coding region runs from base 50 to 424 and encodes 124 amino acids.